GCACGCCUUCUCUCUCUCGCUCCCUCUUUCUCUCUCUCAUACAUCGCUAGAAUGAGGAGGUGUGCGGCGCUGUUGCGGCGGUCGUGGAGCUCAGGCGGCGGCGGCGGAGUCGUGGGCCUCCGCCGGCAACCCCAGUUCCUCCUUCGUCUCCCAAGUUAUGCGGAUGACGCACAAAGAGCCGUCCCUCCCAUGGUCGCCUCUGCCUUCGCCGCUAUCUCUCUUCCCCGGACCUUCUCCUCAGCUUCGUCUCCUUCAGGUUCUACGAGCAUGCACCUUGUCAAGUCAGAAGAACAGUUCGAUGGUGUGCUUGCCAAGAUCAGAGAUGAGUCUGCACCAGCAAUUUUGUACUUCACUGCGGCAUGGUGUGGUCCUUGCAGAUUCAUGUCCCCUGCCAUUGAAGCAUUGAAUGAGAAGUACCCUCAUGUGACUACGUAUAAAAUUGACAUUGAUCAGGAGGGCAUUCAAGACAAAUUGAUGGAGCUGAGGAUCGACUCUGUGCCGAGACUUCAUUUCUUCAGCAAGGGGCAAAAGGUAGAUGAAAUUGUGGGAGCUGAUGUUGAACGCUUGAAGCAUACAAUGGAUAGGCUAUAUACUUGAUUCUCUCAUCGCCUCUUGCGCUAUACGGAUGUGUUUGUGCAUAUGAGCUGACAUAACUGCUCCUACCUAUUGGGCCUUAGUGGCCGCCGGCCCUACAUCGGAGGGCAUCACAUUGUGUAGAGUUUGUGAGGCGGU
Messenger RNA from Syzygium oleosum, 732 nucleotides. Its product is annotated as thioredoxin O1, mitochondrial-like. The transcript has 6 exons. NCBI's taxonomy places the organism in Eukaryota, Viridiplantae, Streptophyta, Magnoliopsida, Myrtales, Myrtaceae. The record is from RefSeq and is a predicted model, not a curated record. Bases 52 to 597 code for a protein of 181 amino acids.